AUGGGCGGCGCGAUGCAGGGCAACGGCGGCAACCAGCCUCAUGCGACCGAGUAUACGCUGCAGGGUGUUAUGCGCUUCCUCCAAACCGAAUGGCACCGUCACGAGCGGGACAGGAAUGCUUGGGAGAUUGACCGCCAGGAGAUGAAGGCGAGGAUAGCUUCCCUCGAAGGCCAGGCGAGAAGGGCCGACGCAACUCAAAAGGCACUUAAGAAAUACGUCGCCAUUCUCGAAAAGAAGGUUAAAGACCAGGCUACACAGCUGAAGGGAGGUGCCAAAGCGGGUGCCGAUGCUGUAAAGGCCGAAAAGGAUCGCGCUGCCCUGAUCCAGGAGAAGCUCCGACCUUCCUCCAAGAAACCAUACGAUGCCCAUGGUGGCGAACUCGACGUGGAUAAAGCCGACGAUGAAUCGCAACGGGCCGACCUCAAGUCUUUCCUGGACCAGUGCCAGGCUGAGUUCACCUAUCUGAUGAUUACCCCGGCGAAUCCUCUACCCCCACGAGAUUCACCCCCUCUCCCGAUACUCGAAGACUUGCGCGAAGGCGAGCCGUUUGGCGUACCUGGCGGUAAGCCAUUCCAGGAGCCGCCCUUCCCCUUUGCUUCAUCGUCUCUUGUGCCGCAAAACCACGUCCGCGAAGCCAACCGCCCACCUCCCGCUCCCAACCAUGCACCCCCGAUGCAGCGAAGUCAACCAACGAGUUUCCAAGUCAAACCUGUCGAACAGCAACAACAACAGCAGCAGCAUCAUCAACCACAGCAACAGCACCACCAACAGCAAAUUCCACCCCCGGCCCAGGAGCCUGCACCUCCUGUCAUGUACGCCGCUGGCACCGAAUGGCCUCAGCCAAUGUCGGCGACUGGCCGUAUGCUCGACGACAACAUGCAACGACCUAGCCAUGCCGUUGAGUCCAUCAGUAGCGUUGAAUCAACGGAAGAGUCUCAACCUAGCCGACCUGCUCCUGAGACCGACGGUUGGGAUUUCUCCGACGGAUCAUUCGCUGAUGGCAACUCGUCGCAAUCUCUACAACACAUCACCAACAGGCCCGAUACCGACGCAUUUCCCACUGCAGACAACCUCCCAAAGUCGCCCAACCGUGGACCGAGCUCUCAUCGCCGCAAAGGAUCAAUGUCGCGUAGACGCAGUGCAGACCAUGAGCUGUCAUUGAAUUCGGCUGCUCAAAAGGCAGAGACGGGCAACUUCAAAUUGCGCUUCGGACUGCGAGGCCAUCUGGACACCGUACGCACCGUUAUCUUCUCUGGCGGUGGCAGCCCUGGAGAACCCGAGAUCUGCACAGCAGGCGAUGAUGGCAUGAUCAAGCGGUUCCACAUUCCCCGUGCCGACAACCACGGCCAGACCAAUGCUGCGUCAGAUCUCGACGUGACAGCUAACUUCUCUCAUCGUGGCCACGCCGGAGGCGUGCUCUGUUUGACAUCCUGGUCGCCCUCGCCAAACUUCUCCACCGGUGGCCGCGCCCAAGGUGACGGCUGGAUCUUUUCCGGUGGUCAGGACGCCACCAUCAGGGUAUGGGAACGUGGAAGAGUCGACCCCAAGGCUACCCUCGAGGGCCACACUGACGCCGUCUGGGCGUUGUGCGUGCUGCCGACAACGCUUGGCGCUGUCUUUGGCCAGAACAGCCAGUAUGGAAGCCCCGAUCGCAUCCUGCUCGUAUCUGGCGGCGCCGAUGGAUCUGUCCGUUUGUGGUCCGUUAGUGCACCACCUCAGUUGACCUCGCCUCAGCCGGGAACGAACAGAGCCGGUCCAACGGGCAGCAGAGGCCGCAUCCGCGGUAAUUCGAUGAGCUCUGGAAGUGCUUUCUCGAGCACUCCGCAGCCCAAUAUGGCAUCGAGCUCUCCCUUCAACCACACGCUCGUCCACAACAUUAAGAGGCCGGAUGGCUCUGACGCUAGCCCUACAUGCAUCACUUCCCUCAGCCCUAGCGGUGACACAUUUGUCGUGUCUUACUCCGACGCAGCCAUUCUCGUCUACGAUACCCGGACAGGUGAACAGACUGGUACAAUGGACAGCUCUGAGACAUAUGACAGUUCAAUCAACACCAGUGUCAAUGCUGUCGUUGCGACAACUGUCGGUUUGGAGCCGCCUCAGGGCGGAUUGUCCGAAGAAGACAGCAGUGCCGGCGGUGGGCCAACCGGUGGAGGAGGCAGAUCCAUGGCAGGAUCUGGAGUUGAGGGCGUCAUUAUCUCUGGACACGAGGACCGGUUCGUCCGCUUCUUCGAUGCCAACAGCGGCCAAUGUACCUACAACAUGCUGGCACACCCGGCAUCGAUUUCGGGCCUUUCACUCAGUCCAGACGGCCGCGAGCUUGUCAGCGCAGGGCACGAUGCCUCGUUGCGAUUCUGGAGUCUCGAGAAGCGAUCCUGCACGCAGGAGAUUACGAGUCACCGCAUCAUGCGCGGCGAAGGCGUCUGCUCCGUCGUUUGGAGUCAAGACGGCAAGUGGGUUGUUAGCGGUGGUGGAGAUGGCGUGGUCAAGGUGUUUGCGCGGUAG
Molecule: messenger RNA, 2502 nt
Organism: Colletotrichum phormii
Lineage: Eukaryota; Fungi; Ascomycota; Sordariomycetes; Glomerellales; Glomerellaceae
Product: WD domain-containing protein
Exons: 4
Coding region: 1-2502 (833 amino acids)
Molecular function (GO): protein binding
Source: RefSeq, a predicted model, not a curated record